AUGUUUGCCCUUCUUUGUCGCUCGGACUAUAGAGGCGACGAGGUGAAGGUUGGGUUGGGCGUGGUCUCCGGCUGGGCACCGACAGAUGGUCGGUGUCAAGGAGUGGGAUUGAGCUAUGGGGUUGAUUUUGGCGUGUUGGUCUGUGGGUGGUCAGCCUCUUGCGACCGCGGUUUGGAGAGAUGGGCCUUGUUAGACCUUAGUUGCAGUUUCAGGCUCGGUGCUCCGAACCGAGACUCAGUCUUUGGGGUGACGGCUCUGGGUGCCGCCGGAAGCAUGCAACGCCACCAGCAUAGGAGGCGAAACUUCUCGCCAGAUUCGAAUUCCGAUUCGGAUUCCGAUCCGGAUUUCGGAGAAGGCGAGGAAGAGGAAGAAGAUGAUGCCGAGGAAGGAUCCGCCUCGGGGCGGCGCCGCCGCCGGGGGAUGAAGAUGAAGUGCCUCUCGUGCAAGGAGGACUACGACGGCGAUCGUGACGCCGGCACGUGCCGCGAGUGCUACGAGGAGGCCGGCGAGACAGAAGAGGAGCUAAAGCGCGAGAUCGAAGACCUAAAGUCCAAGGUCAACUUCCUCCGGCUGCUGUCCGUUGGGCCCGGGCCCGUUGGCCCUAAUUCGAUCAUCCGGCCGAACACGCCUUGUUUCUCUGACGUCGUUCUGGUGGCAUCCGGUUCGCCGAACUCAUCCGAUUCGCAGUGCAGUUCGCCUUCAAUUAGGGCUCAUCGUGCUGUACUGUCAAGCCGGUCCCCUGUUUUCAAGGCCAUGCUCGAGAACGAAAUGGAGGAGAGCCUAAGCGGAACCAUCAAGAUUAGCGACGUGUCUUACGAUGCCCUCCGUGCAUUCGUCAACUAUCUGUACACGGCGGAAGCUUGUCUGGAUGAGCAAAUGGCCUGCGACCUCUUGGUGUUGGCUGAAAAAUACCAGGUGAAGCAUCUCAAGACUUAUUGUGGAAAAUUUCUCAUAUCCAGACUGAACUGGGAGAACUCCCUCCCAUAUUACGCUUUUGCCCAUCAGCACGGGGCAAAGGACUUACAAGAGGCGGCUUUGUCUUUGAUCAUGGACAAUAUGGAUAAGCUGAGCAAGCAAGAGGAGUAUGUGGAGCUUGUGGAAAAGGAUCCACGUGUCGUGGUGGAGAUCUACGAGGCUUACUUGUCAAGGCAGGUGAAUACGGCUGCAGGUAAAGAUCCCGGCCAGAAAAAGUAG
Molecule: messenger RNA, 1194 nt
Organism: Striga hermonthica
Lineage: Eukaryota; Viridiplantae; Streptophyta; Magnoliopsida; Lamiales; Orobanchaceae
Source: the annotation of a GenBank genome assembly